This is a messenger RNA of Setaria italica (foxtail millet), 1917 nucleotides long. RefSeq lists its product as uncharacterized. Bases 580 to 1545 code for a protein of 321 amino acids. Lineage: Eukaryota; Viridiplantae; Streptophyta; Magnoliopsida; Poales; Poaceae. The transcript has 3 exons. The record is from RefSeq and is a predicted model, not a curated record.
CGCUGCUAUCCCGAAGUCCAAGUCGCUCUCCUCUUCCUCCCCCUUGCAGAAAUGCUGCCAGGAUCGAACCACCGCCGCUGACAAAUCGCACAAACCAAACCACCUGCGAUUCGUCGAAUCCUUCCCCUCCACUUCCUCCGGCUGGGAAGCCUCCGGCGACCCGCGUCUAGGCUCUAGGUCCAAGAACCCACCACGGCACCACCAGUCCUCACGGCCCCGUACAAGAACGCACCACCCCUCUCCCUCUCCGUUGCGGCGGCCGUACCAGUCGGUGGCCUGGGCAGGUGCGGUGCGGUGGCCACGUUGUGACCUUCGUCUUCGUCUCCACACUGAGAGAGGAGAGAGGGGAGGGAUAGAGACCUGGCGUCGCGGAGCAAGGCGAGGAGGACGUCUCACCUCUACUCACCUAGUCACUCUCUGCGGCGUCCGUUCCUCGAGCUCUCUCCGCCACCAACCAGCAGACGCAGCGGUACGACCCGGCUCCUCCUCGUCGGCGAUUCUUGGGCGGUCGGCUGUUGGGCGCCGGUCACGCUGCCAUGAGAACUCGGUAGCUCCAAACAUCUACCUAGGAAGUUCAGCAUGGGUUCUGGGAAUUUGUUGAUGAAGAAGGUGGUAAAGCCCAGCUCCUUUGAUCUGGACAUAAAAUUCGAUCAGAGAUGGAUGGAGGAUGUUACUUGCCCUAUCUGUCUUGAUAUCCCUCACAAUGCAGUCUUACUGAGGUGCACCUCAUAUGAGAAGGGUUGUAGACCAUUCGUAUGUGACACAGAUCAGACACGUUCAAACUGUCUUGAGAGGUUCAAAGUUGCUCAUGGGAUACCAGUCAGUGUGAAAGUCUCAUCUCUUGCUGUGGCUCCCCUUGAUAGCAUUCAUAUCAUUUCGUCUAAUGCAAAUAACCGCCCAGCCUGCCCAUUGUGCAGAGGUGAUGUGAUUGGGUGGUUUGUUAUUGAUGAGGCUCGCUUGCAUCUUAACCAGAAGAAAAGAUGCUGUGAAGAGAGUUCCUGCUCAUAUGCUGGUAACUUCCAUGAACUUCAGAAGCACACCCAACAAAAACAUCCAAAUUCACGCCCUUCAGAGGUUGAUCCUGCUCGCCGGGUUGAUUGGGAGAAUUUGCAGCAGUCUUCUGAUAUAAUAGAUGUUUUGAGCACAAUACAUGCACAGGUUCCUAAUGGUGUAGUCUUGGGAGAUUAUGUCAUCGAGUAUGGGGAUGAUGAAGCUGGAGAUGAGUAUGAAGUUUACCACAGGGUUAGAAGGAACUGGUGGGCAUCCUGUAUUUUUUGCAAGGCUUUCCGCAGAUCUUCAGGAGGCCGAAGAAGGGCAAGAACAAGGGAAAGGAGAGAGAGUGGAACGAGGAGCAGCAAUAGAUCUAGUCAAGAAAGCCUUACCCUUGAAGUGCCAUCUAGAUCUGUUGACAUAAGAGAAAUCAGAUUUGAUGAAAUUGAUGAUGAAUAUAUAGUUACUGGGGCCAUGCCUAGGGUUGCGGGGUCAAGGAGAAUGGCUGGUCAUUACAGGGAUCCCAGGUUCAGACACCGACGUUCACACAUGUAGGAUCAACCAGCAAAAAAGGAAAAGCUGUGCUGAUGUCGGAUGUGGCAACAACCAGAAUCGUUCUACCUCUGUUCAUUUAUUUUUCUUUUGCUUAAAAGAAGAAGAAAAGAAAUUUACCCCUGUAGGAGGUGCUCUGGCAGCCCAAAUUUCCUGUACAGAAAAUACAGCAGUAAGCCUUUUUCUUACUGUUGAUUUGCAGCGUGUCUCGUGAUUCGUCACCGUUGUAGGUUCUUGAAUGUAAAUAUUUAGCUCCCUACCUUAUAGUAGCAAUGUUGAAGAUCAGCUUGUCUUGCAGAUCCUUGUAUCUCAAAAUGCAUUCUCUGGAAUGCAUCCAGCUUUAACGGCAAAAAUGCCCCUAAGAUUUACCAUGCC